GCGAGUUAUAUUAAACUGAGUUGGCAGUCUUGUACUAUAUUUUUGUUGACUAAAGAGUGUAAAAACAUAUUCUGAAUAAGUAAAAACAUGGACGACAUGAUGCGGUCGAUGGACUGUCUAAAGAUGGCAGCGACGUUUCACAACGCGGCUCUGGCGUCCACAAUGUGCACGGGCAGGACUUUGGGCGAGGAUCGGGAACCUAUAUGGGUGGAGGGGAGUAGUAAGACACCUGAGCCACCAUUACCGGAAGAAAGUCCAGCACCAGAGCCCAAGAACGAAACUCCCCUGCUGCCCGAAAUCGAUUUUGAGCCUAAUAUAUCCUGCUUUCCCGACCUACAGGAUAUCAACGCCAGCAUUGUUAGGCGGGAGCUGGCGGAGGAGGGCAAGAGGUGUGUCCGCCAGCAGCUAAAGGCGAUAAAGGACAAACAGGACGCCCUGCGCAUGUCGCGAGAGACGCAGCAAAGGAAGGAGGAACGCCAGAGCGACCAGUUGCAACAAAAGGCGCUGCGGGAACGCAAUGAAAGUCUCCUUAUCCAGAAAGCUGACCAGAUGACUGCAGCACAACUAGAGGCCCAGCAGCGUGAGCAAUCGGCACAGCGCCAACAGAUUGACCAGAAGCUGCACAAAUUGGCCCUGGAAGGCGUGUCCCGCUGCCAAAGGAGAUUCAACCAGAAGUACGAGGGCAUCGCCAAAAUUCUGCUUUCUCUGGAUCAAGAGACGGUCAAGGUGUGCGCCGCGCAAAACGCACAGCUCAAAGAGUUGGGACAGAAAUUUGAACAGCUCGUGAGCUCCGUUAAGAUGGGCAAUUGCGAGAUUCAAAGCCAAUUUCUCUGCUCCAUCAUCAAGGCGGAAGAGUGCUGCAAGAGCCUGGAUGCUCUGGAGAUGGACAUCAUUAAGCAGCUGGCCGAGUUCUCCGAACAGAUCCAGCAGCAGCUCAAAAUGGAGGCCGCCAAGAAGCUGGAAGAAGAGCGGCAAAAGCAGCAGCAGCAGCAGGAGGAGCAGCGACAAAAGCUGGAGGAGCAACAAAAGCUGGAGGAGCAGGAAAAGCUAAGGAAGGAAAAGGAAGAAUCGGAGGCUAAGGAAAAACAACAAGAGGCCGAGACUGCCAAGGCCGAAGCAGCCAAUGUUCACGUUCCGCUGGAGCCAAAAUCCCAAGAUGUGCCACCGGCGCCCACAGCGUCAUCUACUUGUGUUCACCCUGACCGUCUGAAGUUCUACAACGAUAUCCUAGCACUGUAUCAGUCCAAAGUGGAUGCCAUAAAGCCGCUGCAAACGGAGGAAUCGCUUAAGCAGUAUCGCACCGGUUGCCAGAGGGCAAUAAACCUGCCGCUCAACGCCAUUUCAGCAGUUAGUCCGCAGCAUCUAGCCCAGAACUUUGACAAGCUGUACAGCUUCUUUGCCGGCCAGCCUACCAAGGUGAUGAAUGGAGGCACCAUAACUAUAAACGACCAUCCGCUGGCCCGAGACUAUUGCAUGCUACUCAUGGCCAAGAAGUUUGUCAGUCAAACGGAGACUGCCAUAUGCAGCAAUCCCCAGGCCGCCUUUCCCUUUGCCUCCGUGAUAAUAACUUUUUGGAAGCUGUUGCCGGAUUUCGGCAAGGUUUUUCUCGCCUACAUGUACAAAGAGUCGCCCUUUCUGGUGCCCUACGUUAUACCCCAGCAGCAGGGACAGACUCCGGAGCAGUAUCUGAAGACCAUCGGCUAUCGGCUGACGGACAAAAACGAGCUGGAGAAACCGGACAUCUACCUUAAGCGCCAAACGGGAAUCGCUCGACUCUACGCAGCUGUGAUCAUUAGUCAAGGGCGAAAGGCAGCUGGACCGGAUGAAUGCUUCGAGCUGAAUGAGGGAUGGCUCUGGCUAGCGCACAUGGUGCAUGUGAAACCAUUGCCCGAUAUUAGUGCUACCAUGAUCAUGGAGAUUCUCCAGACCCUCGGCUUCGAGUUGUGGCGCACCUACGGCAAGCAGUUCGUCAAGCUACUGCUCUACAUUCAGAAUAUCUACAUGCCUCAGCUGGCAGCCUACGACGAGGGCGGUCCGAAGACACGGCUAGAAAUGCUUCUGGCCAAGUUCCUGCGUGAGCGGCAGAUUGCACAGGCCGUUGGAGUUUUGCCUCCAGGAUUUUGGUAGGCAUGCGAUGUUAGUUAGUUAGUUAGUGUUUUUAAUAGAGUAAUGUGAUUAUUGUAUUAAGGGGACAUGUAUUCAUUCAGUAAAUAGAGAAAACUUGCUUGUUAA
Molecule: messenger RNA, 2232 nt
Organism: Drosophila sechellia
Lineage: Eukaryota; Metazoa; Arthropoda; Insecta; Diptera; Drosophilidae
Gene: Gle1
Product: Gle1 RNA export mediator
Exons: 2
Coding region: 88-2127 (679 amino acids)
Biological process (GO): poly(A)+ mRNA export from nucleus
Cellular component (GO): nuclear pore; nuclear pore cytoplasmic filaments; cytoplasm
Molecular function (GO): inositol hexakisphosphate binding; translation initiation factor binding; phospholipid binding
Source: RefSeq, a predicted model, not a curated record